AUGGAUCCCCGCAUGGAAACCCUCCGGAAGAUAAGCUCCCAGCGACUUCCCCCACCAGUCCUGUUCCAAGGUCCCCCCUCACACAAUGCCUCCAACAUCUCAAUCCCGCCGCCCCCGGCAUCCGUCGGCGUCAGCCCCGGUGGUGGUCGGACAGGGCCGGGACCUGGACCAGGCCGAGGAGGCAGUCAAUCGCCGCCGCUGCAUCGGAACCGGUCCGCCCGCGGCGGCGGCCUCGAGACCUCUGGCGGCGGCACCUUUGGCUCUCCCUUCCUCACUCGCAAGCAGUCAAAGGGGGAUAUUGACGGCUCCGAUGUGAUCUGGCAAGAGAUGCAGAGCGCGCUCUCGGAGGUGGAGCUGAGUGCCACCACGGGCGAGCAUGUGUUCGGGGAGAAGCAUUCCGAGGCCUUGGAGGAUCUCCGGGCCAAGCAGCUUAAGCUCGCGCAGGCGUGGGCACGCAGCGAGGCCGCCGAUGACAAGGCCGUCGAUACGAAAGAGGCCGCUCCGCCGGCUAAAGGAGCUGCUGCUGCUGCUGCCCCGCAGGGCCAAGGGGCACGGGGCGUUGCUGGCCCUGGUGUAUCUGGGGAGUCGGGUCCCGUGGAGGACGGCGGCGCGGCUCGGAAUCUGGAUGAGGAGACGGAGAAGGAUAUUCUUCUUGCGCGCGAGAGACGCGAGGCUAACGACCGGUACUUUGAUCGUGUGAACAACGGCGUUCUGGAUGUCGUGGCCAAGUUGGAGGAGGUCGCCCAGGCUAUGCGUGCUGUGGAGCGGGAGAGUCAGGACAUCUGGAGCGAUACUGAUAGUGUGAGC
Messenger RNA from Aspergillus brunneoviolaceus CBS 621.78, 807 nucleotides. Its product is annotated as DUF5315 domain-containing protein. The transcript has a single exon. The record is from RefSeq and is a predicted model, not a curated record. Lineage: Eukaryota; Fungi; Ascomycota; Eurotiomycetes; Eurotiales; Aspergillaceae. The annotation marks the transcript as partial.